ACCAGUAGGAGCUGGGGGAAGGCUGGAGCCCCCAAGGAAAACCUCUGUCCUUCCUGGGGAAUCCAGGCUUGCUUAGCUGUCUCCUUAGGUGACCAACAGGAGUUGAGAAAGAUGGAUGGACUCAGCACCUACUAUGUGCCAGGCACGCUGACCUUGGCAGACGCGGACGUCACGUUCUCAUAGGAGGGACAAACAGUAAAUGAAGAAGAAACAUCAGCUGGUGAUAUGGAUGCAGAGAGGGAAGCCCUGCAGAGCACCGCCUACCCUGAAGUGCAGACCUUCUGCCAGAAGCACGGCCUGAUGUUCGAGGUGGUUGACCUGAGGUGGGGUAUUCGGAACACUGAGGCCACUAACCCCAUGUCUACAGAACUCUGCUUGGAGGAGCUGGACCGGUGUCGGAAAACAUCCAUAGGGCCAGCCUUUGUUGCCCUCGUGGGUGACCAGUACGGUCCCUGCCCAGUCCCCACGCGGAUCGAGGAAAAGGAGUGGGAGGCGCUGAAGGCUCAGCUGACCGCCAGGCCCCGCGACCUGGAGCUGGUGGCACGAAGCUUCUGGAGGGACGAGAACGCGGUGCCCCCCGCCUACCUGCUGCAGGCCCUGGGCACUGGGGCGGCCUCUGGGCCUGAGGAGGCCACCCUGAUCUCUGCACUGCGCUCCGGAGCCCAGGAGGCCCACAGACUGGGGCUCAUCAGCCAGGAGCAGUGGCACCGCUACUACCGGUCAGUCAUCGAGUGGGAAAUAGAACGGGCCCUGCUGAGCUCAACGGUUGGGGAUCACGGGGCAACAGUCUUCCUGAGAGAUAUCCAAGGCCUCAAUAAACACAUCCUGGAAGACUGUGCCCUCAAAAUGGUGGACCGUCUUGCAGAUGGUUGCCUGGACACGGAUGCCCAGAACCUUCUCAGCAGCCUCAAGGGGCGCAUCGCUGACCGGCAGCCUGGAGUUCUCAAGGCCCACCACCUAGCGUGGAGCCGAGACCUGGUGAACCCCAAAAACAAGGCUCAUGCCCGAUACCUGAAGGAGCUGGGGGAGCAGUUUGUGGCCAGGGCCAACCAUCAGGUUCUUGAGUGCCUCCGGGAGCUGGAGGCGGGCAGGCAGGAGUUGGCGUGGCUCUACCAGGAGAUCCGCCACCACCUGGGACUCAGUGCCGAGGUCAACCGGACCUUCUGUGGACGCCAGGAGCUCCUGACCCAGCUGGGGCAGCAACUGCGACAGAGUGAUGGCUGCCCCCACCCACCCCUGGUGCUUUUUGGACCCCCAGGCAUCGGAAAGACGGCUCUGAUGUGCAAGCUGGCUGAGCAGAUGUCGGGGCUGCUCGGCCGCAAGACAGUGACCAUUCUGCGGCUUCUGGGGACAUCUCAGAUGAGCUCUGAGGCCCGAGGCCUGCUCCAGAGCAUCUGCUUCCAGGCGUGCCUGGCCUAUGGGCUGCCCCUGCCCCCUGCCCAGGUCCUAGAGGCCCACACCAGGCUGGUCCAGUUUUUCCACAUCCUCCUCCACACCGUCUCCAGCCGAAACUUUGAGUCCCUCGUGAUCCUGCUGGAUUCGGUGGAUGAGGUGGACUCUGUCCACUGUGCUAGGAGGAUCCCCUGGCUGCUUCCCAAAUGUCCUCCGAGGGUCCACCUCAUCGUCUCUGCCUGCUCUGGACAGCGGGGGGUUUUAGACACCAUGCGGCAGGUGCUCACGGACCAAGGGGCUUACUGGGAGGUGAAACCGCUCUCUGGAAACCAAGGGCAAGAGAUGAUCCAGCUCCUGCUGGCCGCCUCGAGGAGGACACUGAGUCAGGUGCAGAGGGACAUGCUCUGGGCCAGCCUCCCAGAGUGUGGACACCCAGGGCGGCUGAGGCUGGCUUUCGAGGAGGCCCGGAAGUGGGCCUCCUUCACUGUGCCAGCCCCGCUGGCCUCCACUGCUAAGGAGGCGAUGCAACAGCUGUGUGCCCGCCUGGAGCAGACACACGGGCGGCUCCUGGUGGCCCGCGUGCUGGGCUACAUUGUGUCUUCCCGGCAUGGGCUGUCAGAGGCGGAGCUAAAGGAUGUCCUGUCCUUGGAUGACGAGGUCCUGCAGAGCGUGUACCAAGACUGGACCCCACCCAGCAAAGAGCUUCUGCGCUUCCCGCCCCUGCUGUGGGUGAGGCUUCGUCGAGACCUGGGUAACUGCUUGGCCAGGCGGCCGGUGGAUGGCUUCACCCUUCUGGCCAUUGCCCACAGACAGCUGGCCGAGGUGGUCCGAGAGCUCUACCUGUCUGGGCCUGAGAAAGCCAAGAGUCACGGAGUCUUGGCCGACUUCUUCUCAGGGGCCUGGAGCCAGGGCAUCAAGAAACUCAUCACCCUGCCACUCGUGGGAAAACCCCUGAACCUGGACCGCAAGGUGGCCCCUCAGCCCCUGUGGUUCUCCGACACGGUUGCAAACCUGAGGAAGCUGAAGGAGUUACCCUACCACUUGGUCCACGCGGGCCGUAUAGAGGAGCUGAAGCAGGAGGUGCUGGGCAGCAUGACCUGGAUUUGCUGCCGGGGCCUCUCUGGGGGCAUCGAGGGUCUGCUGGAAGACUUUGACCUGUGUGCCCCGCACAUGGACUGUCCUGAGGUCAGCCUGGUCCGGGAAGCUCUCCAGCUGUGCCGCCCAGCAGUGGAGCUCCGAGGCAUGGAGAGAAGCAUCCUGUGCACAGAACUCCUGGCCAGACUCCAUUUCUUCACCACUUCACAUCCCGGGCUGGUGGGACAGCUGUGCCAACAGGCACAGAGCUGGCUCCGGAUGUGCCCACAGCCUGUGCUGGUGCCCCUCGGAGGAUUCCUCCCGCCGCCUGGAGGGCCCCUGCGGGCAACCCUCACCGGCUGUCACAAAGGCAUCACUGUCAUGGCAUGGAGCCUGGAAGAGAAGCUGCUGCUGGUUGGCACACAGGAGGGCAUGGUGGCUGUGUGGGACAUGGAGGAACAGCAGGUGGUCCACAUCCUACCUGGACACACAGGAGAGGUGAGGUGUGUGGAAGUGUUUGCCCAAGGGACACUUGCCGUCUCUGCCUCGAAAGACCACACCUUGCGCUUGUGGGACUUACUCUCUGGCCAGGAGAAAUUCACCAUUUGGGAUGGAGGUUCAAAAGAUCCCACUGAAUCUCAGACCAGGAGCCUUCAUGUGGAUGAAGCAAAGAAGGUUGUGUAUUCAGCUUCAGGCUCAAAGGUCAGUGCUUGGAAUCUGGAAACUGCAGAGCUGAUUUUCCAUAUCCUGGGGGAUGCCUCUGACCCCUGGGUAUGCACGGCAGUGCUGGCUUCCCAGGCCACCCUGCUGACUGUGUCCCGGGGCGGCGUGAUCAGUCUGUGGAGCUCAGCCACGGGAACACUGCACAGGCGGCAACGUUUGUCCAGCAUCAAAGAAGAUACACUUGCCUGCGCGGUCUCAGUCCAGAAACAAAGAAUGAUGGUUACUGGGUCCAGCACAGGCUCCAUCUCUUUGGUUUCCUCCGAAGGAGACAGCCUGAUGGAAAAGCUUCCGGAAGCUGUGGGAUUCCUGGUGGUAUCUGAAGAUGAGUCUCUUCUCGCUGCAGGUUUUGGAAGGUCCGUGAGGAUAUUUUUGGCAGAUGCACAGGGAUUUCAUCGAUUCAUGGCCACUGACCUUGAACAUGAAGAUGUGGUAGAGACAGCCACUUUUGGUCCUGAAAACAAUCUGAUUGUCACCGGGUCCCGGGAUGCACUCAUUCAGGUGUGGAGUCUGUCAGCGCAGGGGACUCUGCUGGAUGUCCUGGAUGGUGUCGGGGCCCCGGUGAGCCUGCUGGCCCGGGGCGGGGCCUUGGUGGCAUCUGCUUCCCAUCAGUCCUCAUCUUUUAAAGUCUGGGAUCUCACCUGCGCUCAGAAGCCGAGGGCCUCUAACCCAUUCCUGGAUCGCACUGGCCUCACGGCAGUCUCCCACAACGGCAGCUACGUCUACUUCCCUAAAACUGGGGACAAAAACAAAGUCAGCAUUUGGGCCUUGGCAGAAGGUGAGGAGCAAGAUGCUCUGGACACCUCCAACGAGGUCAGAUGUCUGGAGGUCGCUGAGCAGGCCAAUCUCCUUUUCACUGGCCUCGUUUCGGGGGUUGUCCUGGUGUUCCCCCUGAAUUCCAGACAAGACGUGAUGUGUAUCCCUCCUCCAGAAGCCCGGAAAGCCGUCAACUGCAUGGCUCUCAGUAAGGAUGAGGGGCACCUGGCCAUUGCCUAUGACAGCACCGUCCUGGUGCUGGACAUCAGCCCGGGGGACCCCUGUCCAGUCAUUGAUGGGCCAAUAUACACCUUCUAUACCCAGCUGCCUGACACCAUAGCCAGUGUGGCCGUUCUGGCUGACUAUCGUGUCAUCUAUGGCAUGCUCAACGGCGACCUCUUCCUUUACGAGUGUGUGAAUUCCAAGGUGUUCCCUCUGGAGGCCCAUGGGAGCCGAGUCACCUGUGUGGAGGUCAGCCACAAGGAGCAGCUGGCAGUCAGCGGGGCCGAGGAAGCCCUACUGUGUCUCUGGGACCUGCAGGCGUGCAAGUGGAAAUUCAAGAUGAGCUACACGAAUUCUUACUGUGUAGGAGUCCAAUGUGCUUGCUUCUCCAAGGAUGACAAGUAUGUCUACGCAGGCUUGAAAGAUCGCUCCAUAAUUGUCUGGAGUGUGCUGGAUGGGGCACUGUUGGCUGUCCAGUCUGUCCAUGCCGUGGUGAACAGAAUCAUCCCAACCUCCAAUGGCUUCAUUGCCCCCUCCAGACACGGCUAUCUCAUCCGCGAGCGUUUCCAGUGCCCUUCGUCAAGACUCUCACAACAGGACCCUCUCAAGAACUUCAAGAAAGCAGUGUGGAUGGUCAAAUCCAGGCAGAGAGAAGAGCUGGCAGCUGCUGCAGGAGCACCCCAGGACUUGAGGUCAGAGAGUGCCCAGGGAAAUGAAUCCAAAUCAAACAAACGCUCACAAGUCUGCCUGCUGGUGUAAGAUCCCCCUAUGGCGCCAAGUGAGUUAGUCCCAUUCAGUCCAACUGAAGCAAAAGGGAAGUAUGUGUUGAUAAAUAUCUGGACUCGAAGCCUCCAAUUAUGUGACUCAGACCUUGUUUCCUACCAUCUUUCCAUUUUUUUCUCUCCUCAGCUGUAUUCUCAGGUCUAUCCCCAGAUUAGCAUCAUGACAGCCAAGUUCAGCAGAAAAGAAGGUCUCUUUCCAACAGUUUGAUCCAAAGUCCUGGUUCUAAAUCUGUUAGCCCCAGUUAGUUCAUACACCCAUCCCAGGACACAAAGAUAUCUUUGAGGAAAAUGCAGCACUCUGCUUGGUGGUCCUGACCCCACGUCCAUCCAGACUGAGGUUUGGGUCAACACCACCCAACUCUGCAGACUGAGAAUGGGAGAGGCUACUCCCCAGGGUAACUGGGGUGCUAGUCAAGCUGGGGAUGGAUGGAUGGAUGUGAGACCAACUAAACCACAAACCACAAAGGACCACAGAACCUUACAGUUUAUAAAGCACCAGGUGCUACGGUCUGAUCCUUAUCACAGCCCAUACUUCAGAGAGGGCAGGAGUUUCUGCUUCCAUUUUACAGAUAAGGAAACAGCCGUGCAGAGUUAGCUGUGAUUUGCUCAAGAUCAUGAGCCUGAGGUGCGAGAGAACUCUGAGAAAUUAGAAUCCAGAGCCUUCCUGUUCCAAUUUUUGUUGGGAACACCUCACUCGAAUUUUAGGCCCAGAAGCACAACCAUCAGUUCCAUGGAUGGCACAUUCAAAUGCCCACAGGGACCAACAAGUAAUCAAGAUGGUUGCUGUGCACUGGGGUGACCAGCAGAUUACGAUGGCGACAAUGCCAACAUGGAGGGCUUUGCUCUGUCUGGGCACGAGACACGAGAAGCUUGACUCUACCCCAGAAUGGCCCUGGGGAGAGCAGCCCACUGGUGCCAGAGCUUCCUGUUGUCACAAGUAAAGCCAGAAAUCUGGAUUUUUAUGAGAAAUGUCCUCAUUUUAACCAAGUUGGCAGUUGGUUCAAAUUUGCACUUAUAGGCACACUUGGCUCAUGUCUCUAGUUCAUUGUGACCCAAUUUGGCAUUAAAACAGUAAACUUCUUAUCAUUCUUCCAGCUAUGCUCCUUGGCUCUCAAACUAAGAGGCCAGAGACGCUUUUUAUCUUAAAAACUGGAGACUCUUGGAAGCAGAUGGAUAAAGCUGCCAACAUCUUCCUACCAUGCUUUUGGACCAUCUCUGCCUUGUGCAAGUUGAAAAGUCUGAGUUUCUGCUCCACUUAAAUGGCUUUUCCUCUUUUGCCUGCAGCCUUCUAAAAGCCCCCACUUGCUUCUGGGGCUUUUGCUGUAAGGAUAGCAGAGUCCAAACCUUCAAGGUGCUAUUCCAUCCUCUCCUCCCCCGCCACCUCCAACUGAAUUCCAGACAGAAAAAAACAGCCUUAGAAAUAGAGGCCUUUGAGCUGGAUGUGACUUGCCCAAUGGUCUCAUUCAGCCAUUUUUAAAACUAGUGUUCCAAGGAGGGCUUUGACAGUUCUGCAAAUGUUACUUAGCAUCAAAUUCCAUUUAAAAAUGUUUUAUAACCGUAAUUUAAAAAUAUACUUUGGGUAGCAGUUUUUAAGGUGUUGGAAAUAACUAACAUAGGAUUCUCCUGCCAUCUCCAUUUAACUUAGAGGGGAGGGGAGCCCUUGAAAAAAAUAAAAGCUACUCUUUGCACCAUGUCUCUGUGAAUCAGGGGUUUACCCAAUGCAUGAAUAAGAUUUAGCUACAACUUCCGGUUUAAAAUAUGAGUGUCCAUCUCAGCAGCCUCAGUGAGAAUCAGUUGCUUCAUAUGUAAACACUAACUCGACUAUAGGAAAGAAUUUUGUUUUUACUAAUAAAAUGGUACUUUGAAUUGUUGCUUAC
Molecule: messenger RNA, 6823 nt
Organism: Capra hircus (goat)
Lineage: Eukaryota; Metazoa; Chordata; Mammalia; Artiodactyla; Bovidae
Gene: NWD1
Product: NACHT and WD repeat domain containing 1
Exons: 19
Coding region: 226-4923 (1565 amino acids)
Molecular function (GO): protein binding
Source: RefSeq, a predicted model, not a curated record